Molecule: messenger RNA, 1926 nt
Organism: Rotaria socialis
Lineage: Eukaryota; Metazoa; Rotifera; Eurotatoria; Philodinida; Philodinidae
Source: the annotation of a GenBank genome assembly
AUGGCAAUCGAUAAACUUCUCCCGGAUACAAAGAGAAUUGGUUUACUUCAAAAGUCUUUAUCAACGGACCAAAAACAAUCCAAAAGGCAAUCUUCAUCCGAAGAAUCAGUAAUAUAUUUAAAUGGCAACAACGUUGAACCGCUUCAAUAUAUCGAUUCGAAUAUCAUUGGUAAUAAAAUGCCAAUCAAUACUCCUUGGGGAUCUCGACCACUUAUUUACGCUGAUUACACAGCAUCUGGACGAUGUUUACAAUUUAUCGUACAAUAUAUGCUCACAAAUGUGUUACCUUUUUAUGCUAAUACGCACAGUGAAAAUAAUGUAUGUGCGCAUAAGACAACAAAAUUCCGUGAAGACUCUCGAAAAUUGAUUAAAAAAUGUGUUAAUGCAAGCGAUGAUUAUGUACUUAUUUUUACGGGAUCUGGAUCAACAGCUGCAAUACACCAACUUAUUAAUGUUUUAGAUUUGAGAAACAAACAAAUCCAAGAACGCACAAUUGUCUUUAUCAGUACAUUCGAACAUCACUCAAAUAUUCUGCCUUGGAAAGAAACCGGAAUUGAAAUUAAACAAAUUCCAAACAAUGAACAAGGUCUAAUGGAUCUUGAUAAUUUAAAACAACAACUAAAAUAUUAUCAUAAACAACAUCACAAGCACAUUAUUUGUUCAUUCAAUGCUGGAAGUAAUGUAACCGGAAUUCUAACUGAUGUAGAUACUGUUUCCAAACUCGUUCAUAAAUAUGAUGGUUGGAUAUUUUGGGAUUAUGCUGCAGCUGCACCAUACGUUAAAAUCGAUAUGAAUCCGUCUAAAAUAGCUUAUAAAGAUGCUGUUUUCAUAUCGACUCAUAAAUUUGUGGGUGGUCCAGGUACACCCGGUAUUCUAGUUGCGAAAAAGCACCUUUUUGAUAAUCAAAUUCCAAGUGGAUGUGGAGGUGGUACAGUGAAUUUCGUAACUCGAAAUACAGUUGAAUAUGUCCGAAAUAUUGAAACACGUGAAGAAGGUGGCACGCCAAAUAUCCUUGGUUCUAUUCAAGCGGGGUUAGUUUUUCACUUAAAACAAUUUGUCGGUGAAGAUCGAAUCGAAUUACGUGAAAAUGAACUGGUUGACAAGUGUUUUGAACAUUUGCCAAAUUCUGAAACAUUAUGCAUGCUUGGUCCAAGAGCUGCUCAUCGUUUGGCAAUAUUUUCAUUUCUUAUUUAUGUUCCAAAAUUUAAGAAAUAUCUUCAUCAUAAUUUCGUUUGUGUUUUGUUGAAUGAUUUAUUUGGUAUUCAAGUACGAUCUGGAUGCGCAUGUGCUGGGCCGUAUGUUCUUGAUUUACUCAAUAUAAAGGAAGAAACAGCAAAGAUUUAUGCAAAAUUUAUCACAGAGGAUGUCGAUAAACAAGAUAAAGAUGUACCUAAAAAUGCGUUAAUGAAACCGGGAUUUACACGAUUUAAUUUAUCGUAUUUUGCAAGUGAUAGUGACGUUGAUUAUAUUAUAGAAGCAAUUCGAUUUACCGCAAGAUAUGGAUGGAAGUUUUUACCAUUGUAUGAGUAUAAUGUAUCAACAGCUGCUUGGGGUUGUCGAGAUAUGCCAGUAGAAAGCGCCCAUUCUCAAGAUUCGGGCCUUCAAGGGCUGCCAAUUGCCAAUGGCCCAAUACAAGAACCUUCCCCGAAUAAUAUAAUUAUUUCUGAUGCUGCAAAAUCGUUGAUAAAAAAAUCUUCAAAAAAUCAUUUAAAACAAGCUAAAAACAUGGCAAAAAAUAUACCAGAAUAUGUCAAUACAAAGCUUAAGAGUGUAUCUGAUCCACCAUUGAAUAUUCCUGAAAAAUAUGAAAAAUAUAUUUGGUUUCUCACACCGGAAACAGUCAUCAAGAAAUUCACUAAGCAAAGUAACCGUAAUGAAUUAAAUGAUUCUUCGCCAGUGCCGUUUCGACCGAAGAAUUUGAAUUAA